This is a messenger RNA of Trichomycterus rosablanca, 2038 nucleotides long. Its product is annotated as guanylate-binding protein 1-like. NCBI's taxonomy places the organism in Eukaryota, Metazoa, Chordata, Actinopteri, Siluriformes, Trichomycteridae. The transcript is spliced from 11 exons. Gene Ontology annotation, molecular function: GTP binding; GTPase activity. The record is from RefSeq and is a predicted model, not a curated record. The coding region runs from base 82 to 1959 and encodes 625 amino acids.
UGUCACUGUCACUGGUGCCGCCACCUGUUAACACUGACGUCGUUUUAAGAGCAAGCAAUAUCAUACGGCCCAAAAAGCACCAUGUGUAGUCCAAUGCCGGCGCCUAUUUGUUUGGUGGAAAAUGUGAAUGGUUCACUGCUUGUGAGUGACAGUGCUAUAACGUAUCUGCGUGGGAUCAGCCAGCCAGUGGUGGUGGUGUCUAUAGUAGGGCUUUACCGCACUGGAAAGUCUUACCUAAUGAACCGACUUGCAGGAAAAGAAAGAGGAUUUGCUUUGGGCAGCACCAUAGAAUCAAAGACUAAAGGUAUUUGGAUGUGGUGUGUCCCUCACCCUGCCAACCCUAACCACACCUUGGUGCUUCUGGAUACAGAGGGACUGGGGGACAUUGACAAGGGUGACUCUAAAAAUGAUGCCUGGAUCUUCUGUCUGGCUGUUCUUCUCAGCAGCACUUUGGUCUACAACAGCCGUGGAACUAUCGACAACCAAGCACUGGAGAAUUUACACUAUGUCACUGAGCUUGCAGAACAGAUUAAGAUCAAAUCACCUGCAUCUGCACAAGCUGAGGAUGAGGAUGAGGAAGACUUCCAGUUUGUGCGGUUCUUUCCUAAUUUUAUCUGGACAGUACGAGACUUUGUUUUGGACCUAGUGAUUGAAAACAAGGGUCAAGUGAGUGAGGACGAGUACUUAGAUUUUGCACUUCAGCUGAAGAAAGGCACUGGGAAAAAAAUCAGCAACUACAAUCUUCCAAGACAGUGUAUUCGAAACUAUUUUCCAACCCGGAAAUGUUUCGUUUUUCCGUUACCUGCCACCCAGGACAAAAUGACUCGCCUUGAGAGCCUAAGUGAAAAUGAUAUAUGGCCUGAUUUUCUUAAGGUGACACAGCAUUUCUGUGACCAUGUCUUUACUGUAAGUGAAGUCAAAACACUGAAAGGAGGACAAAGAGUCACUGGCAGGAUGUUUGGUCACCUGGUUCAGUCGUAUGUGGAGACAAUCUCUAGUGGCAAAGUUCCCUGCCUGGAGAAUGCUGUGGUUGCUAUGGCAAAAAUAGAGAACCAGGCAUCUGUGGAGGAAGCAGUUAAACUAUACCAGAGUGGGAUGGAACAGGUGAAAAUUUUGUUUCCUGUCGGCUUGAGUAAAAUUUAUGAUGAACAUCAAAAGCUCACCAACAUGGCCACAGCUGAGUUUACGAAGCACUCUUUCAAAGAUGAACAAGGAGAAUACCUCAAAAAGUUGACUGAGGAAAUAGAAAAACACUUUGCUGAGCUACUUGUUCAGAACAUGGAGAAAUCAGAGAUAAAAUGCCAGAAGCUGUUGUCUGAUCUGUACCUGGAAAUCAGUGAGCAUCUGCAGCAGGGGGAGUAUGCAAAGCCCGGAGGAUAUAAACUAUAUAGCAAACACAAAGAGAGCAUCAUCAACAAGUACCACAGCCAGCCUGACAAGGGAGUCAGUGCUGAGGAUGUGUUGGGAAAGUUUCUUAAUGAAAAACGCACAGAAGCAGACAUGAUUCUCCAGACUGACACUAAACUGACAGUACAAGAGAAAAAAAUAGAAGAGGAAAAAGAACGAUCAGCUCUGUUGGAUCUGAAGUGUAAAGCAGAAAAUAAAAGAAUCCAGGAGCUAGAAAAAAUGAUGACGGCAGCGAAACAGCACAGUGAGGAACUACUUCAGCAGUUUAUGAAAAAGUUUGAAGAGGAGAAUCUUCAGCAGAAGCAGGAGCUGGACAAAGCUGUGGAAAAAAAGAUGCAUGAUGAGAAAGAACUUCUUCAGAAAGGCUUUGAGGAGCAGGCACAAAGUUUGAACAGGGAAGUUCAGCAACUAAAAAAACAGAGUGAAGAGGUUUCUAGCAGUAAUUAUAUGGAUUACGCCAAGUAUGCUGUGGACGUUGGCAAAGAUUUAUUGGCCUUAUAUUUACAGUACAAGGUAGGUAUACAAAUGUCAGGUUUAAAAUUACCUAUUUAGAUAGGAUGACCUUUUUUUGGUUUACAAAAAAGAGGACACUUGUGGUAGGAUGUCAGCAUAGAGCAAAUAAACACCUGCA